Molecule: messenger RNA, 855 nt
Organism: Fusarium fujikuroi IMI 58289
Lineage: Eukaryota; Fungi; Ascomycota; Sordariomycetes; Hypocreales; Nectriaceae
Exons: 1
Coding region: 1-855 (284 amino acids)
Source: RefSeq, a predicted model, not a curated record
AUGAACAAAGUCAUUUCCGGCUCCAACGCUCUGGUAGUGGGCGGUACCAGCGGCAUUGGCUACGCAAUCGCCAGCCGUCUGGCAACAUCUCCCAAUUACCAGUUCUCAGCAAUUACCAUUGUGGGCCGGACAAAGCCUCAGGUCAUGCCAGCUGAGAAAGUAUCUUUUCGCUCCGUCGAUGCAACAUCAAUGCACGCUUUGAAAGAGUUUGCGCAAGAGUUCCGAAGCAAUAGCCAAAACAAUCCUCUUGACCUUCUCGUGAUGACGCAGGGAAUCAUGUCGUUCGCUGGGCGGGCUGAAACACCUGAGGGGAUUGACAGGAAGAUGGCUUUGCACUACUACGGUCGUCAGCUCCUAAUCAGAGAGCUGAGCUCCAUUCUGAGCCAGGAUGCGAAGGUUCUUCUCGUUUUGGACGGUCUUAAUGCCAGUCCUGAGAAGUUGAACUGGGACGACCUCGACCUCAAGGAAACCUUCAGUCUUGCUCACGCAGCAAACCACUGUAUCACCAUGAAUGACGCAAUGAUACAGUAUCACGCGCUUCAAGAUCAAGGUACCAAGCACUUCUUCGCACACGGUUAUCCCGGAGUUGUGAACACAGCGACACCGAAGAACUCGGCUUGGUAUUUCCGAGCUGUGUCAAAGGUUGCUUCGAGAUUGGUUGGUCUGCAGCCUGAGCAGUGUGCUGAAAGACAACUUGAUGGACUGUACAAAGCUGCGGAUGAGUUGCAAUCAAAAGACAUAUCCUGGGCUUGUUUGGAUAACCACGGAAAGGUGAUUGGAGGGAAGAAAGAGUGGAGUGAGGAGGAGAGAAGAAAGAUUGCUGAUCAUACCUGGGGUGUUGUUGAUAGGACAUGA